AUGGAUCACGAAAAGAUUCUCGAGGCAGCCUUUGCCGACCCCCACAACACGCCCAUUGUGAUCCCCCCCGCCGACGUUAACAAGAUUAUCAAGACGAGCUACACGGUGGACGAGCCGUUUACGUAUACACGCACCCAGUUGUGGGACAUGGAGCGACGCAAGGCGCACGAUCCCGAGACGUUCCUCGGCGGCGUCGCGCGCCCCGGCAGCGUCCAAGUCUUCGACGUCCAGCGCGACGGCGACGUGGAGACGUUUGUGCGCGUGAGCGACCAGCGACGCUGGGCCGCGCCGACCGAGUACUCCACGGUGAUUGAGCAGGUGCGACUGGACCACGCGACGCAGCGGGCCUUCUUCAUCGGCGUCGAUGCGGUCGACGCUCCCGACGGCCGGCGCAUCGUUCGGGGCACGGAGCAGCCGCGGUUCCACGUGGAGCACUCGUGCGCGGGACCCGAGACGGCGCCGCUCAACAUCUGGCGGAUGGUGCUGCUGGACGGCGACGAGGACGGCGCGGUGCGGGCGGCGCUUCAGGGCAUGGCGGAGAGCCCGUACCUGCGGGCGUUCAACGAGGUGUACAUCAGAGAGGUUCUGGGGCGAAAGCUGGUGCGGAAGGAGGCGGAGGGGGCGGGUGGCAAAGACGCAGAGUAG
Cordyceps fumosorosea ARSEF 2679 is the source of this 645-nucleotide messenger RNA. RefSeq lists its product as hypothetical. Bases 1 to 645 code for a protein of 214 amino acids. NCBI's taxonomy places the organism in Eukaryota, Fungi, Ascomycota, Sordariomycetes, Hypocreales, Cordycipitaceae. The record is from RefSeq and is a predicted model, not a curated record. The transcript has a single exon.